This is a messenger RNA of Daldinia loculata, 261 nucleotides long. Its product is annotated as Alpha/beta hydrolase fold-1. Lineage: Eukaryota; Fungi; Ascomycota; Sordariomycetes; Xylariales; Hypoxylaceae. The record is from RefSeq and is a predicted model, not a curated record. Bases 1 to 261 code for a protein of 86 amino acids. The transcript has 2 exons.
AUGUCUAAGCCAGUGUUUAUUCUCCUCCACGGUGCGUGGCACAGUCCUAGGUGCUGGGAUAGUCUCAUCACCGCACUGAGCAAGGCAGGCUACUCGGCUGUUGCCCCAGCCUUACCCUCGUCGGGAUCUACGCCACCUACACCUGACUGGACCAAGGACAUCGAAACCAUCAGGAAUACCGUGGAGAAUCUCGUCGAAGAGAACGAUGUCGUCGUCGUUACGCACAGCUUCAGUGUAUCCAACCUUGUGCAAGCUCUAUGA